UUCCUCCUUGUUGCACAUUGCAAACGUCCUUUAAAAUCAAGCUAUAGAGAGAAGUAAACAUACAAACGUAAACAUACAACGUUACGUGCCUAAUUUGGUACUAAAUUUUCCCAAGUUCAUGAAAUGGGGGCAUGUUUCAAUUCUCAAGUCAGAACUAAGAUCAUCAACUUCCAUUGCACCAGCAAAAUCUCAACAUUUCUUACAAACAGAAUUUAUUCUCGCUCCAAAAACACAUCCUUAAAGAUGAAAUCCCAGCAAAAUUCCAAGAGACCCACCUGCCCAUCUUGCGCAAAACCCCUUUCCCUCUGCCUUUGCACUCGACUUAAGACCCCAAAUCUUGACAACAAAGUGCAUGUCACCAUAUUGCAGCAUAGCUUGGAGAUUAAACAUCCCCUUAAUUCUGCUAAAAUUGCCAAACUGGGUUUGAAAAAUGUCGAUGUGAUUACUGUUACUGAUGUCAUGUUUGAUGCUCGGUUUGAUAUUGAGCCAUUGGGGGAGUUGGGCGGUGCACAGACUUUUUUCGGUGGAGAAUGCACACCAAAUGUUUGUGAAAAUGGGCUUGAGAGUUUGGACUGUGAUGGAAGUUUAGUGGAUGAAAGAUAUCGAAAACGUGGUUUUGAUCAGGUUUCUGGUCUUGAUUCAGGAGUUGGGUCUGUUGGCAUUUUAGAUUCUGAUUGGUUUUCGGGUUGUGUUCCAGAAAAUGUUGAUGAAAUAGUUGAUUUUGAGGGUAAGGGUGGUGCAUUGGCCAAGAAAAAUGAACACUUGCUUAAGCAAUGUGAUGCAGAUGUUACCGGUGUUUGUGAUGAUUUAAUGGGUGAAGAUGAUGAUUAUGAAGGUUUAUUGAGUGUAAAGAUUGGUAAAUAUGGAGAAAUCAGUGACAUUUGUCAUCAAUGGAAGCUGCAAGUUGAAGGGAAAACACUGAAUCUUGAGCAUGUGGUUGCCUCACCAGAGGCUCUAGAAGCUCUAGCAGGAGGGUUUGUGGUAAAGAAGCUACAAAAGAAGCAGAAAAAUGGGAGUGUAGAAUUAGAACAAUUUGAAGAGUUUCAAAUCACGGUACCACCUGGGUCAGCACUUCUUUUUCCGGCCCAAAAGGCGUUGCCAGCUGAGGCAAUUGACUUUGAGGUGAAGAACUUGAUUGUUUUGGAUGGAACUUGGUCAAAGGCAAAUAGAAUGUACAAUGAGAAUCCAUGGUUGAAAAUGUUGCCGUCAGUGAGGUUAGAUAUGGAGAAGCUGAGCUUGUUUAGUGAAGUUAGGCGUCAGCCUAAGCCAGGAUAUCUGUCUACCAUCGAGAGCAUUGUGUAUGCAUUGGAGGCACUGGGAAAAAGCGAAAAGCUGGAGGGGCUGGAUAACUUACUGGAUGUUUUUGAGUCCAUGGUUGAAGACCAGAGACGAUUCAAGGAUGAGGCGUUAAAGAAGCUAUCUUCAUACAGGAUGUAAGAAUCAUGACUUCAUGAGCUAUCUAUCUAGAUAACUGAAUCUAGUCUUCUGUUUAUAUACAAGCUCUGUUUAAUUAACAUGAAUACUUCAAAAUUAUGUUUGUGAUAAUUAAUCAUAUUCUUAUGUUAUCCUUGUUUUGAAGAUUAUACAACAAUAUUUGCUACUACAA
Molecule: messenger RNA, 1606 nt
Organism: Spinacia oleracea (spinach)
Lineage: Eukaryota; Viridiplantae; Streptophyta; Magnoliopsida; Caryophyllales; Amaranthaceae
Exons: 1
Coding region: 124-1437 (437 amino acids)
Source: RefSeq, a predicted model, not a curated record